UGCCACAUAGACACACACGCACUCACAUUAUCGUGUCAAUUGUCAAACCGCCUUUUCCCGUCUGUCCCGUUGGAUUUAGCGACUUCACUGGGUCCCUUUUCUUUGUUUUGCAAGCCUGGCUGGUGUUUUUGCCGAGUUUUUGACUUGGUUCCCCUUGCUGCCCAGAUUUUGAUUUGUACGAAUCAGUGACCUUGUAUCCCGUCCGGAGUACUCCAUUUACAGAGUACCAAGCAAGAGAAUCAACCUCGCUUAAUUGACUCGCCCUCUGGAUAUUCCAAGCUCUUCUUUUUUCAAUGGCCGAAUUACAACAACCUCAACAACAUCCCAUUUCCCUUCGACCAGGUGGUUCUUCUUCACGAUCUUCUUCCCCUCAACCUCAACCACAACAACACACAUUUAUCAAUUUCGAAAACUCUUCUACCGACGACAUGCAAAAUUCAUCGUCUUCUUAUCAGCAACAACCCCGCCACAUGUCGGGACCUGGACCUUCACAAUACGGUGGCGGCGGAGGGCCUUCACCAUCACAAUCUCCUCCAGCUCAGCAACAACAGGCCUACAGUGGUGGCGGUAAUAGAUUCCCCAGUCAAAAUUAUCCUCCGCCACAACCACAAUCGCCCACAAAUGAAGCUGGAGUGCCAGCUGGGAACCCAUUCGCCGACAAUUCACGAUCGCGCAGCAGCACACUCGGACAAAGUUAUCCCAUCGCCCUCGGAGGAGGACAACCGCCAAUUCCCAUCUCACCACCCCAACAGACGGUUCAACCACUUUUCGCACAGCACAGUGGGGCCGCUGCGUCGCAGUCGUCACGGCCGGUGUCCCGCUCGGCCAACAUGAGCGGACCAAGCACGCGGCCAACGAGUUCGAGCACCACCACGAAAUCACCCUUUUCCACCCCCGUCACGUCACCUCCCCGACAACGACCCUUUCAGAUUUUGCUCAUCAACCCCAACUCGACCCGGCCCAUGACGGAAGCCUGCCUGACCUCGUUGAGGCCCAUCAUCCCGACGGGGGUCGAGGUGACGGGUUACACGGCUCCUUACCCUGCCCCGACGGCCAUCGAAAGCACCACCGACGCCAUCAUGUCCACCGAGGCUGUAUUGCGAGACCUGGCCAAGUACGCCGCCAGCAACGGGGAGACGGUACAAAACUACGACGGUAUGAUCGUGGCAUGUUUUUCGAAACAUCCACUGAUCGACGCCUUGAGGGAGUCUUACGAUGUCCCCAUCAUCGGCAUCAUGGAGGCGAGUCUUUACACGGCUCGGAUGAUCGGUGGACGAUUCGGGAUCAUAGCCACCGGCGCACGCUCCAGAAUUUUACAAGACGACGCCGUCGCCGCCUACGGACUCGGCCACUUUUAUGUGGGAAGCGAGGCCACCCAUCUGGGCGUCUUGGAGCUCGAGGCCCGACCGAGAGAAGAGGUGGCCAAACGUAUGGCCCACUCUGCCCGCAGCCUGGCGGCGAAGGGAGCCGACACGAUCGUCUUGGGCUGUGCCGGUAUGACCGAGUUGGUUCGAGCGGCCAAGGACGCCGUCCGUGACGAGGACGGACGGAGGACGAUCAAUGUCAUCGAUUCCGUCGAGGCGGGUCUCUUGAUGAUGACGAGUCUGGUGGGCAUGGGGAUCCCCACCAGCAAAAAGGGAAUGUACAAGGGGGAAAAGGAAGGAAGAAGGACAAGAGGUCAGAAUUGGUUGUGAUUGGGAACAAUCUUGUCCAUGUCCGUGACGGCACUCUGUCAUUGGGGGGGAGGCGCGGGUGUUUAGGCUGCUGGAGUGAGAUGGUACUACUCUGUGUGUGUGUUGUACGGGGGGGGGGAAACGAGUCUUUGAUUAUGAAUCUCUUUUUUUUAUUUUCCCUUUCUACUGAUCAAGGAUCGAUAGCCACGGUAAAAGGAUAUCUUGGUUGGAUGAAACGUGAAACCUUGCAUGUGUGAAGAUGGGCGAAAAUGAUCAAGCUCGGAAUCAGAUUUCCUGAAUACCCUGCAAGAUCAUAUCAAGGAAUAUAUAAAGUCAUACGAGGUGACUUGAGACUAAAUCAGUCCUCGCCACGGCGUUCGAUCCAAGUGGGUAGAUUACGCAGGCAUAAAAGAGCCAAGUGUCAUAUGGAUCAAUGAUGAGGUCCGGCCGC
Exophiala oligosperma is the source of this 2124-nucleotide messenger RNA. RefSeq lists its product as uncharacterized. The transcript has a single exon. The record is from RefSeq and is a predicted model, not a curated record. NCBI's taxonomy places the organism in Eukaryota, Fungi, Ascomycota, Eurotiomycetes, Chaetothyriales, Herpotrichiellaceae. Bases 294 to 1694 code for a protein of 466 amino acids.